Messenger RNA from Archocentrus centrarchus (flier cichlid), 4390 nucleotides. RefSeq names its product transmembrane protein 132C. The transcript has 9 exons. Bases 532 to 3864 code for a protein of 1110 amino acids. NCBI's taxonomy places the organism in Eukaryota, Metazoa, Chordata, Actinopteri, Cichliformes, Cichlidae. The record is from RefSeq and is a predicted model, not a curated record.
GUGUGGAUGUUUGCUGAUCUAUGCUGCGACUUGAACUUUUUUACUUUUAGACAAUUCUUCAUACUCAAGGAUGGACGGAAAGUGGGUCUAUUUUCCCCAAAGUGUCGGACUUUACGCACUACAGCCAGCUUCAGGAGCCCGGUGAUGCAGAAGAAAGGGAGCAGAAAAACUGACCAGCUGAGGACAGAGGAUUGAAUACAUUCUUCGCCUUUUUUUUUUGGGAUAAAAAUCGCUGCAAAGCUCACAGAAAAUCAUUGUGAAAAUGUAUCACAGCUGAGCUUUCACAAGUGAUUAAGCGUUAACUCUUCUUAAAAAAAAAUGCUGGAAAGACUGGUGCGAAGCUGAACUUCCUUCUCUUCAGUUCUUAAAUUUUCCAGACGAAAACAAGUAGAUACGACUCUGGUCAAAAACUCUUUUAAGAUUGUUCACUCGAACUACGAUUGCUCAAUAUUUGGAAACUACUGAUUGCAGCAUGAAAUUUGCAGCCCGAAAGAUGCGUUUUCAUUUUUUAGCAGCCGCGCUCCACGUCGGAUGCUCUUCUUUGAACUAACACAGUUCGCUUUGCAUACUCGUUUUGGGGGGAAUUCUUGUUUUUUAACUGCUCAAAGAAACAUGUUGCAUAUCCUUGCGCUUCAGUCGGCGGUGUUACUUUUGGGAGUAACCGACUGUCGAGUUUUAGAGGGGUUGCAGAGAUAUUCCUCCAUCCCCACGUACCUGCCUGUCAACUAUCAGCUGCUCAAUGCUGACUUGGCAUUUUUCCUGAAGGAGGCCAACCAGGACUUUAUGAGGAACUCUAGCCUGGUGUCGCGGACUGAGCCCUUCUUCAUCUACCAGGCCAGAAGUUUGCCCUCUAUGAAUGCUAGUUAUGGGCCCCUCUCUGUGGAGCAGCCCGUCCCUUCAGAGCUCCUGCAGAGCCCGGGGACCUUUCCGACCUCUUCUCUAUUUACCUUUAACUGGAAGGUGCAGACCUUUAUCAUGAAUACCCGGAUUCACUUGACCAAGCCCAAAGUCCAGGUGCUGUUUUAUGUCGCAGGCAGGGACUGGGAUGACUACAGUGCCAUCGACAAGCUGCCCUGUGUACACAUGUUUGCUUUCCAUGAAACCCAGGAGGUACGUGGUACUUGCCAGCUGAGGGGGGAGCUGGGACUGUGUGUGGCUGAGCUGGAGCCACUGGCCGGCUGGUUCAGCCCACCGAGCGUUGUGCCAGGACGCCAGAGGAACCAUGAAGUGUCUGAGGGCACUCCAGUGGAGCUCUACUAUAUGCUGCAGUCCACAGACGCAGGGUGCCACUCAGAUGAGUCCAGAAAGGACAAUUUCAUCCGCACAAGCCAGGAGGGCCUGUUUGGUUCCUAUACUUCAACACCUUUGAGGAGGAUCGGUGGUGUGAGGCUCUACCAGAACCCCACUGAUCCACCUCUUGCUGAACACAGGCUGGAUAGCAACUUUAUGGUCAUGGUGCCAGCCACACCCAUGAGGCAGAGGGAAACUGGCUCUGCUUUUAUCACUGUGUCAGCCUACUCUCCCGUGGAGAUGUUUACUCUCAGAGUGAAGUUAAAAGAAGGCGUGACGUUUCUUGGCGCCCGUCCCAGCAACCCCACUCAGUGGAUAGUCAGUCAGGAUGUGAGAAGUGAAGGCCACCGAGUUGUGACUCUCCACUGCCGCAGGAAGGAGUCCAGCUACGAUCAGCAAAGGUCCGAGAUGGGGGUUCAGAGGGUACUCCAGGUGGAUCUGAAAAUGGAAAGCUUCCCAGAGCCGAUGGGCAGCCGCUGGAUGGCCUGGCAGGUGGAAUAUCCCGCCAGCCGUGCCGCCACUCAAGAGGUGGAGACAGAGAUCCGCCUGGCUCAGGAGGAUGUGGCGGGCAUUGUGCCCCUGGCCAUGGACUGUGAGAUUUUGAACACUGCUGUACUGACUGGAAAGACAGUGGCUGUCCCUGUAAAGGUGGUGACUGUUGGAACUGAUGCCUCUGUUACUGAUGUCUCUGAAGCAGUGACGUGUCGCUCAACAGACGAAGAUGUGGUCAAGGUGUCUGACAGGUGUGACUACGUUUUUGUGAACGGCAAGGAGAUGAAGGGCAAGGUGAAGAUGAUGGUGAACUUCACCCAUGGAUACCUAAGUGCUCAGCUGGAGCUCAACGUGUGGAUCCCUCGUCUCCCCCUCCAGAUUGAGGUGUCAGACACAGAGCUGAGCCAGAUCAAAGGGUGGAGGGUGCCAAUACUGGCCACCAGUCAGAGGUCCACACGGGACAGCGAGGAUGAAGACGAGGAAGACAGACGAGGGCGAAGCUGCACUCUGCAGUACCAGCAUGCCAUGGUCAAAGUCCUGACUCAUUUUAUAGCCGAGUCAGCUGAUCCUCGAGGUCAGACCAGCUUCAUGCUCGGCACCGAUUGGCAGGUGGACAUUACAGACCUUGUGUGGGACUUUCUCAAAGUAGAGGAUGCACAGAUUGCACAGCUGCUGGACAAGAAGAUACUGGUGGGGCUCGACGUAGGCAUGACCACCAUCCAGGUGUUGUCUCCUUUGUCAGACUCAAUCCUGGCAGAGAAGACUAUCACAGUGGUGGAUGACAAAGUGACCAUCACAGAGUUGGGGGUCCAGCUGGUGACGGGCCUUUCCAUGAGCCUGCAGCUCAGUCCGGGAAGUAACAAGGCCAUUCUAGCUACUACAACCACACAGGAAGUUCUGCAGAGCCCCAAACAGGAGGCCUUGAUUAGCGCCUGGCUACAGUUCAGUGACGGCUCUGUGGCUCCACUAGACCUCUACAAUCCAGACUUUUUUGUCCUGACAGCCACUUCACUAGAUGAGGAAGUAGUGACAGUGCAGCAGGACCCUUCCUGGAAAUGGCCCGUCGUUGUGACAGAGGCGGAAGGUCAAGGCCUGCUGGUCAGGGUGGAAAUGACUGUUAGUGAAGUCUGCCAGAAAUUCAAGCGACGCAGCAUUAUAGCAGCAGGGAACUGCAACAUCAGGGUGAAGUUUGGUCAUAGUGAUAGCUCAAGGGGAGGGAGCAGUGACUAUGGCCCUGAUGGUGAUGAUAUGGAAAACAGAGGCAGGCUCUCCUCCCAGGACAGGACCAGCCUUGACACGCACUACUAUGGCAGUUCCAUCUCUGACAUGGAGGAUGGAGUGCUGAAGAGAGCCACCACAACAAGAAGCGCAAUAAUCCGCAGACCCAGUGGGGAUAAAAUUCCAGUCGAUGGUAGCCAGAGCAUACCAAAUGACUUUGCUGACUUCCCCGCACAAGUAGAUCUGCCUCGUGAUCGCAAUAUGGACGAUGAACUCAUUCAGGCUGCUCGAGGGCUCACAGACCUAGAAAUUGGCAUGUAUGCAUUGUUGGGGGUCUUCUGCCUCGCCAUCUUGGUCUUUCUUAUUAACUGCAUUUCCUAUACGCUCAAAUACCGUCACAAGGAGCUCUCCAUUGAGGGCCAGGAGAACAUGAACCAUGCUCAUGACUGGGUGUGGCUGGGGAACGAGGCAGAGCUGCUGGAGAGCCAAAUCAGCCUUUCACCUCAACAGGAGGAACAGACCUCCAUGAUAGACUCAAGCAGCGGCCUCGAGGAGGGCAGCCACUUGCUGAACGGAGGCUCUGCCCUGAAGAACGUGCCAAGCCAAGUGCACCGGGCAGCAGACACAGGCUGCAUAGCCAAGGACAGCAAAGGAGACUCCCCCACCACCAAGAGAAAGCGAGUUAAGUUCACCACUUUUACCACUAUCCCCUCGGACAAUAGCUACCCCACAGUCAGCACACUGACUGGAAGCCACAGCCAGGACAUUAAGUGGGUGUGUCAAGACGUGCAGCUUGGAGACUCCAAGGAGUUACGCAAUUACAUGGAAAGAUUAAACGACAGUGCUUUAAAAGAGGUGGCAUAAUGUACUGUGUGCACUUGUGACAAACUCACCCAUAUGCCUUCCAGCCAGUGGAGAGUGGGUCUCAACAGAAACCAGACCCAUAGUUGGUGACUGAGGAAUAAAUUUACUUCAAACCCAAACUGCCAAAGGGUCAUUAAAUUUUAAUGUCAUGAUGCCACAUAUGACCGAUGAUAACUGACGAAACGUAUGAUGAUAUAAGGUGGUUCUUUUUUCAUUUGUUUAUCAGAUGGUUGCCAUUUAAUCAUCGUUUUAUUAUUACAGGAUUUAGAGUCAAGUAAGGAUCGCAGGACUGACUUGCAGCAAAGCAUAUAGAGUUUAAAACAGACAGUGACAUGACUAGAUAGAUAUUCCAAAUGUGUGUGCACAUUAAAUGGCUUUGGAAGUUCUGUAUCAUUUUGGAUUUCUUAUAUCAGAGUUCUGGAAAGGCCAAAGCAAUCCAAGACAAAUCUGCAUGUUGCUUGGAAGGGGGGGGGGGGGCAAAAAUGGCACAACUUUCCGGUUCAUUCUCAUCCUCCUUAACAAGGCA